AUGACAAACCUCAUCUCGUCCUUCAUUAUCGAGCCCGUCGUCCGUCACGCUCGCAGGUUCUCCGAAGCCACGGCCUCGCAAUGGCCAGCCCGCCAUGGCGAAUCAACGACGAUCCCUGACGAGUCCCGCCGCCCAUCACGUGCGAGCGGGAGCUACGCAUCAACGCGCAAACGAGCACCGCGCCGCGAAACGACGAGCAUCUCGGCUGGCGACCAGGACGGCCAGCCUCGACCCGUAGCAGGCGCCGCCGACAGCGCUGCCUCUGCCUCUGCGACCGCGCUCCAGGAGCCCUCCGACUUCGCCACUGUCGACACCCCCGAGCGCGCCCACGAGUCGCCCGAAGAUCCUCCUAGGUCCACCGCUGCCGCUGGUCAUGCUCGGCUCACGCAAUUGCCAGCGAGCACGCCCGCUCCCUCUUCUAGCACUGCAAGCCUGCCCCUCGAGGACGAGCGCUCAAGCAACCCCGCCCACGGCAUCCCCGCGCCCUUUCGCCCAGUAGCUGCGGAAACCCCCGACCCCGGCCGCCCUCCGCGGGGUAGUAGCGCAACCACUAUAAUUCAGCCCGGCCGAGACCCUGCCCGCGCAAUGAGCUACCCUCCGGCGGGCGUGAACUCUGCAGAGGUCAAGAUGUCCGACUCUCUGCCUGCCGACGAUGGCAUGCACCCCCUGCGCCUGCGCAUACACGAGAUCCGCAAACUGGGCGUCUCGAGCGACGAAAAGGCCAGGCGCAUGCACUCCUUGAUGACUGAGGGAUACCAUGCCUGCCAUGGCCAUGUCCCGCGCCCGCCGUCGCCGUCAAGCAUCAUGUCGCACGAGCGCCCAUUCACUCCAAGCUCGACGCGCUCUGAGAUGCACAUUUCGUCUCCAAACUCCGUAUACUCCUUGUACGACGGCGACAAUCCUUACAACCUCGCGCCCGAGGACCUGCUGCCUACAUUCUAUCCCGAAGAGGAACAUGGCGCGCACGGUCAUGCUGGCAUGGAUGAGGAUGAGGAGGACGAUGGGCCCACCUAUGGCUGCAAGCAUUACAAGAGGAACGUCAAGAUCCAAUGCUUCGACUGCAACCACUGGCACACUUGCCGCCAUUGUCAUGAUGAACGAGAAAACCACCAUCUCAACCGGAAAAAGACAAGAAGCAUGCUAUGCAUGCUUUGCGCAACUCCGCAACCGGCGGCAGAGUUUUGCAGGUCAUGUCAGGUGCGGACCGCCUGGUAUUACUGUGACAUUUGCAAGCUCUGGGACAACGACAGCGCCAAGAGCAUCUAUCACUGCCCUGACUGUGGCAUAUGCAGGCGCGGAGAAGGACUUGGGAAGGACUUCAUCCAUUGCAAGAAAUGCAACGUCUGCAUCAGUAUCAAGUUCGCCGAAGACCACCGGUGCAUUGAACGGGCCACAGAUGCCGACUGUCCCAUAUGCAAAGACUACAUGUUCACAUCCUCUACCGACGUCGUCUCGAUGAAAUGUGGCCACUACAUGCAUCGCAACUGCUACGACGCUUACAUGCAGACUGACUACAAGUGUCCGAUGUGCAAGAAGAGUGCCGUUAACAUGGAGCUGCAAUGGCGGAAGGUCCGCGAUGCCAUCGAAAGUCAACCGAUGCCCGUGCAGUUUGCCGACACCAAAGUCGUCAUUAAUUGCAACGAUUGCUCCGUGAAGUCUACAUCGCAGUAUCACUGGCUUGGUAACCAAUGCGCUCAUUGCGAGUCGUUCAACACCAAUGAGCUACGCCUCCUUUCCGGCAACGAGACCGAGCAAGACGCUGACCCUUCAACCGUACCAUCUUCUCCUCGUUCGUGUCUUGCACCAGGUGCACACAUCGAGCGCAGGACGUCCGGAUCUUACUUCCUGCUUGCAGAACGUGAAGAGCGCGAGGCACGCGAACGGGAGGCGGCCAUGCGGCCUUCGUCGGCGGAUGGGUCGCACUUCUCGCCUUUCGAGAUGCUGCAACGCGUGAGGUCCUUGUCGCCCGUCCGCCGGUUGUUGGGUGGGUCGGAUGAUGAGAUGGACGAUGCAGAUGAUGACGACGAAGAAGAGGAAGACAGUGACGACAGCAUGGAUGAAGAUGAAGACGAUGACGAAGAAGAGCUCGAAGACGCUGAAGCAGGUGAUAUUCUCGAUGGAAUUGACCUCAUUGGACAUCGUUAG
This is a messenger RNA of Lasiodiplodia theobromae, 2145 nucleotides long. RefSeq names its product Zinc finger RING-type protein. Lineage: Eukaryota; Fungi; Ascomycota; Dothideomycetes; Botryosphaeriales; Botryosphaeriaceae. Gene Ontology annotation, cellular component: nucleus. Gene Ontology annotation, molecular function: ubiquitin protein ligase activity; zinc ion binding. Bases 1 to 2145 code for a protein of 714 amino acids. The record is from RefSeq and is a predicted model, not a curated record. Gene Ontology annotation, biological process: ubiquitin-dependent protein catabolic process; protein ubiquitination. The transcript has 2 exons.